Molecule: messenger RNA, 450 nt
Organism: Lodderomyces parapsilosis
Lineage: Eukaryota; Fungi; Ascomycota; Pichiomycetes; Serinales; Debaryomycetaceae
Gene: CMD1
Product: calmodulin
Exons: 2
Coding region: 1-450 (149 amino acids)
Biological process (GO): spindle pole body organization
Cellular component (GO): central plaque of spindle pole body
Molecular function (GO): calcium ion binding; enzyme regulator activity
Source: RefSeq, a predicted model, not a curated record
AUGGCUGAAAAAUUAUCAGAGCAACAAAUUGCAGAAUUCAAAGAAGCUUUCUCAUUGUUCGACAAGGAUAGUGAUGGAAAGAUUACCACCAAGGAGUUAGGCACAGUCAUGAGAUCCUUGGGCCAAAACCCGUCAGAAAGCGAAUUGACAGAUAUGGUCAACGAGGUAGAUGUCAACUCUGACGGAUCGAUUGACUUUCCGGAAUUUUUAACCAUGAUGGCCAGGAAAAUGAGAGAUACUGACUCUGAAGCAGAAAUUGCUGAAGCUUUCAAGGUAUUCGACAGAAAUGGGGAUGGAAAGAUAAGUGCAGCUGAAUUGAGACACGUGCUCACGUCUAUUGGUGAGAAACUAUCUGAUGCCGAUGUUGACCAGAUGAUUAAAGAAGCCGAUACCAAUAACGAUGGUGAAAUCGAUAUUCAAGAAUUUACUCAAUUGUUGGCCGCUAAGUAA